GCUUAGUGCGGUCACGUAGGCCAGUCGGCAGACACAAAAAACGCCUAAAAUGUUGUAAUACCCUAUUUUCGUGAGAAUUUUCUGUAAUUAAUCGUGAAAUCAGUUAUCCUCGUUACUUGGGAGACGGUAAACUUUCAUAUUGCAUUCCAUAGGCUAAGAUAUUAAUCCUGGCACGGCAUAUUGAUCAAAUAGUUUUAGGAAUUGAGCUAUCAAGCGGCUUCCAAAGCCUGAGAAAAUACAAAUAUAAAUACUUAUAUAAUUCGACAUCAGUAUAUGCGUACAUACAUACAGACGCAUCAUUAAUUUUCGCUCGUUAUCAUCGGGCAAGACUUACACAAAGUGGGGGGCAUAAUGAAGUGGUCUCCAGGCGCCCUAUUUUGCGAACAGGUUGGAGAGCUGACACGCGUUUUUUCUCAAUGGAAUGAAUGCGAGCAGACAGUUGUUCUCUACGCUUUAUUGCGUCGCAUACCAGCUGUGCAAGCGAGAUUUUUGGCCCAAGCUGUGCAACAUUCGCUCCAUUCUGUUUCCGAGCUAAAUUCGCAAGAGCUCAAUGCAAACAGUCCUGGGUUCAUCAAUUCUUUGCUGUCUGAAACAACAGAGACUGCUAUUAAUCAACUUUUGACUCAUCUUCCGCUGCUGCGUCCCGGAAAUUCAGAGUGCAAGCAGUGUUACUUAGUCGCUAUACCAGAGCUGGUAAGUCACUGUGUCAGCACUGGACAAUACACGGAGCAGACUCAACAGCUCCUGAGUUACACCUUGAUUCAUCCAGCAAUAACAAGUCAAGAUAGGCGGUCGCUAACCCAGUGGUUGAGGCACCUUGAAGAACGUAUCAGUGGCACACCCCCUAUUCACAGCCUCGAAGAAUACACCACGACAACUCCCAGAUGGGAUAACAUUUGGCCACGUACCGCAAAGCAGCACCAGCACCAACAACAGCAACAGCAGAACGAAUCAUCUAACAUAUUUGGUACUCAUCCAACAUCUACGUUCAAUCUACAGUAUCCAUCUCCUGUCGCUAGACAACGUCGCUCAAAUAGUCUUACACCACCAAUUGCUGCUCAUCAUCUAGAUGUGGUUGAUCGUUCGAAUAAUACAACUACCAUGAACAGGCACAAGCCACGCAGUUUCAGCGUGUCUGGCGAACAUGCUGGAAGUUUACUUGGAUUAGGUCCUCUCAGCCCCCAAAGUUCUUGUGCUAGUAGCGGCAGUGAAGGCCGUUUAGACGAAGCAUCUACACGAACAGUGGCCAGUGGUAUGAAAGAUGUAGCUGCUUGGUUGAAAACGUUGAGACUACACAAGUACAGUUACUUAUUUACCACUUUGAGUUAUGAGGAGAUGCUGGAGCUCACUGAGGAACGAUUGGCCGAGCAAGGUGUGACUAAGGGUGCCAGACAUAAGUUGGCACUAUCCAUUGCCAAGUUACAGCAACGCCACCCAACUCUGUUAGCACUGGAACGAGAUUUACUUCAACCAAAUCGGGAGUCUAACCAACAAGCUUCCUUCUCCCACGGGCAAGGCAUAAUUGCUAAUGCAUUGGAUGAAUUGAAAGUUAUUAUAGCCACGCCCAUGAAACCCAGUCAAGAAAAUGAUCCCUCAGAUAUUCCGGCACAGUUCACCAAAGUUAUGGGUAAACUGUGCAGUCGUUUGGCUUUAGAAAGCAUGGAUGAAGGGAUACUGCUAAACUGUGUUACUGUUCUGGAGAAGGUCUUGCAGCACGACUCUUUUACUCCUAAUCAAAAAGAAAAAAUUCAGCAGUGGCGCAAUAGACUUGGAAAUCCCAGACCCACUCCCAAGUGGCAGCAUAACUAUGGCUACAACAGAAGAUAUUGUAACCCUUCGCAGCAUAAUCCGCACAAUAGAAAGCCGAGUCUGAAUUUGGCCCAUGUUAACAAUGGUCAUGCACACGGCAACACGUUUGCAUUGAGUCCACAUAGAAACAGCAUUUCAACUCCGUACCUUCAGAACAAUCAAAAUCAGAGCCUUACUCAGACUCAAAACAGUUUGCAUCCGCUGCAUGUUGCUGAGAAAAGACCUAGCUUACAGGAAACCAGUUUGGAGCAGCUGCAAAAAAGUUUACAACGCACGUACAGCGCUCCAAGAGAUAAUUUUCUGAGCCACUCAAUGAGUCCAUCGGAGACAACAGAUCCUGAAAUAAAUUCGCGCCUUGAAUCUCUCUGCCUGCGAAUGACUGAGCAAGCCAUUGGCGGUUUCGGUGAGGCCUAGUCCGUAAUUAUCAUCAUCGCAAAAGUAGUAAGUCUAUAUUAUGAUUGAUUAUUACUAUAACGUAGUUAAUUAGUAUUACGGUUUAAUCUAUUAACUAAUGAUGCGGUGUCUUACUUUGGUAGCUCAUUUCAUAAAGUAAUAUUGAACUGACUGAUCAAAAUAGUUGCUAGAGUUAAUUAAUAAGCACGCACGAACGGACGCGUACUGGCCCACUCAAAUAUGAUAAUUGUACAAAUGUCCAAAAUUUGUGACAGAAAUUGUUGGAAUCGCAAUUUUUUUUCCUUAAACAGUGAACGGGUUUUCAUCAUUAUUUGUAAAUCAUAUUUUUAUUACACUGUAAUUGUAUUAUUUACGAAUCGACAGAAUUUGGCAAGCCAAAUGCUAUUAGAAAGAUAGAUUCUUUCCCUUACUAUCUAUUUACUGUAAACUAUAUAGACGUAUAUAAUAACGGCAUAUGUGUAUAUAUGUAUGUAUAUAGUACAAAUAUAUGUGCAUACAUAUAUACAUCCAUACGCAUGUUAAUAAUGAAAAUGAAAAAAAAAGAAUUGUAAAAUACAAAAAUCAGCUGUGCGUUAUAUUGCAAUAUUGUUUUGUGUUAUCCAUUUCGGGAAAUGGAAUCUUCUGAUUUUAAGCGCUGAAAAGCAUUAGGCGAUUGCGUGAUGCAAUUCAUUUUAAUCAACGGACUGAUUUUAACUUUUAUUAUUUGUGUUUGUAGAAUUUGAUACUUGAAGCCCUAAUAAUCUGCACCAUAAUGUGCAAGUCCCCAUUUUUUUCAGUCGGACUGUCGGUAGAAUAUUAGCAGCAUUGUGUUAAGUACUGUGUUUUCAACUUCUUGGAAGAAACACACAAUUUUAUAUUAUGUGGGAUGAGACUGUGAAGCUAGAUUGCUGGCAUGUCCAAAGAAUCAUGUCAUUUGCAUCUCGAUGAUAGUGUUUGUCAUAUUUGACGCUUUAGGCUUGAUUUUAUGCUGAAAAUUAAUUGAUGAAUUUUUUUAUAAACUCUUAGAUAAGGACAACAAUUGAAAUUGACAUGUGAAACUUUAUAUAGUGAUGAAUAGUUAGUAGCAAUAUAUGUGACAAAUGCUAUCCAACGAUAAAAGGUUUAGACUAAUAAUCAUUGACUCAAUCUAGAACAUUAAGAAAAUACAUUUUGAAAUACCUGGAAAUUAGGGGAUACACUGCAAUGCAGUCUAGCUUUUAUGCUUAAAAUCUGUCGCUUCUGAUUCUAGUUGUGAGUAUAAAAAGAAUAUUUUUAUUUCUUGUUUUUUAAAUUCAAUAAUCAUCUAAUGAUAAUAAAACAGACGGCGUUUCGCGACGAUAUCUUAGCGAUGUUUUCAUCCAAACAAAAUCUACUAACGCUAUUCUUAAUUAAGUAAAUCGAUGAGUAAAUAAUUAAUUGACUAAUUAGUUGAUUGAAUCAUUCACUAUGAUUAAAAAAAAAAAAAAAAAAAAAAAAACGAAAGACUGACAAUUUCACGCGUUUCGGUAGCUAAGCAUAAAAUGAAAAAAAAAACAAAAAAAAAAAACUUAUAUCCUGACUAAGCGAGACUUCUCUUUCUUUAACGUCCUACGUACGCGUGAAUGAAACAAUUGGAAGACUGCGGAAGGAAAAACCUGUCAAAAUAAUUAAAAGAAUUAGAGAGAAAGGAAGUAAUCUUAUAAUUUAGACUAAUUGAUUGAAACAUUAUAUUCUAUUAUAUAUUAAUCAACGUAAGGUUACGUGGUAAUUGUUGGUACAGCUUUGUUAAUGGAUAAUUAGCACCUAUAUCUGUGCAUGAUUUACGUUUCUAUAACGUCAUUCGUCUGAUAAUGAUUGAUGGGUGGUUUGAAAUCUAAAGUGUAUAACACACUACUGACAUUGACAUUACCUGCAACACGCCUAUCCGUGGGCUGCAUUGAAUGAAUUUUAUAUAUUAGUGGACGAAAACAAGUACAGAAAAAAAUU
Neodiprion virginianus is the source of this 4167-nucleotide messenger RNA. RefSeq names its product protein Smaug homolog 1 (gene smg). Bases 352 to 2223 code for a protein of 623 amino acids. Gene Ontology annotation, biological process: negative regulation of translation; regulation of DNA-templated transcription; regulation of mRNA stability. The record is from RefSeq and is a predicted model, not a curated record. Gene Ontology annotation, molecular function: translation repressor activity; protein binding; mRNA binding. Lineage: Eukaryota; Metazoa; Arthropoda; Insecta; Hymenoptera; Diprionidae. The transcript has 9 exons. Gene Ontology annotation, cellular component: P-body.